CAACUGGCGGCUAAAAUGUUCAUGCAAUUGAAGUCCAAAGCAACCUAAUGAUACUUGAUUUUUUUUUUUGUUGCAGAUGUAUUGUCCUUUUUGUGGACACCAGCUGACUUCGAAAUCAGCGUUUUGCUGUUCCUGUGGCAAGGGGAUCCAGUUCCUGUGUAAUGUUGAUCAAGACAAACCUGGCACAAGUGAGGAGGCUCCUGGAAAAAGUGCACUAGAGUCCUUUCAGACUUUUCGGAGUCUGAAAGAGAAGGAGAGACAAGCCUCCUUCAAAAAGAAAAAAACACAAUCAAAAGAAAACCUGAAGGUUGUGAAGAUUUCAGUAGGCCUUAUGCGGCUGAAGGAUGGUGGGCUUAAGACUGUCAGAGGGACAGUACUUCCCCUUUUAGUGAGACCAGAGUGCAACGCUGACGAAUUACAGAGGGCCGCUGAACAAAAAUUGAAGGCCUUCCACCAAAAUUUACGUGGUGGUCCUUAUGUACUGCUCUACCCGGACGGAACAAAGAUCGUUAACGUACCAGGAACUGAAGUACUGUUCAAUCUAAAAGACUACAAGGAGGCACUGGGAAAGGCUUACCAGCGAAUAACACUGUACAUUUGUACAUGUGAAGAUUUCUUUGCCUCUUCUCAGGAAACCAACUCUGAAUCUGACGAGUCAGAUUCAGAGGUGAUCAUCAUGAGUCCACGCUCUGCAGAAUUCAAUGCAGCUGAUACAUUAUUAUGGGAACCUGCAGAUGGAGAGUCAGGCACUGAUUCAGCAGCUCUGGUCUUACUUUCUGACUCAGAAGAGGGCCCAGGAACAUCAGGAGGUGUGAUGGAAACUACAUGCUAUAGCAAAUAUACUCGGCUGUAUGCACCCAUUGUAAUAGAGAAUGAGGAUGACUCAGACAGUGUUGAGUGCAGUCAUGACAUUCCAGAGGAUACAGGGGUGGACAAGCCAUCAAUUUCUGAGAUAACUGCAAACCUGGCCCUCGAGAUUGACCGUCAAGCUGUCAGCAGAUUUAACAUCUGUCGCUCUGACAUCUGGAAUGGAGCAGUCAGAGGAUUUAAAAGGGCAACAUUCUCAGAAAAGAAAGACAUCUUGGUGAAAUUCUCUGACAAUGAAGGGAGACUUGAGGAAGGUCUCGAUACCGGUGGUCCCAAGAGAGAAUUCCUCUCCCUUCUGAUGAAAGAGCUGAACAAACGGCCCAUAUUUGAUGGACCUGUGGAGAGCCGUUACCUGGUCUACAAUUCAACAAAUUCAGAAUGCACCCUCAUUGGAAAUCCUUCAGGACUUGAUGGUACAGAACAGCGCCAUGUUGCAGACCGCUGGGUGCUUCAGGCAUGUCAGGUCAUGUGAAGAAAAAAAAGAUUGUAGAGGAGUACCUGAAGUGGUACAUCAUCCACAGGAACAGCACUGCAAUCGAGAGAUUCAAGGCUGGACUUGAAAGUCUGCAGUUUCUGACAGCUCUGCAGCAGCAUCCGACGGUCCUGACCCCUGCUCUCUGUCAUGCCAAUGUGAAGCUGUCUGCUGCGGAGAUGGAAAAUCUGUUCCAGCCUGAACUGAG
This is a messenger RNA of Epinephelus fuscoguttatus (brown-marbled grouper), 1547 nucleotides long. RefSeq lists its product as uncharacterized. The transcript has 10 exons. Gene Ontology annotation, molecular function: ubiquitin-protein transferase activity. The record is from RefSeq and is a predicted model, not a curated record. The coding region runs from base 77 to 1339 and encodes 420 amino acids. NCBI's taxonomy places the organism in Eukaryota, Metazoa, Chordata, Actinopteri, Perciformes, Serranidae.